Molecule: messenger RNA, 2502 nt
Organism: Camellia sinensis
Lineage: Eukaryota; Viridiplantae; Streptophyta; Magnoliopsida; Ericales; Theaceae
Source: RefSeq, a predicted model, not a curated record
UAUUUUUAUUUAUUUUUGGUGUAGCCAGGGUUUUGUUGGUGGUAGCUGGUAUUUUCAAAACCCAGCUCAAGUGAAGCUCAACAGCAUCAUCGUCAACCUCUCGCCGUCGAUCAAACACUAUGCCGAGAAAUGACGGCGUUCGUUUCACUUCCUCUUCUCUCAGACUCCCUCUCUCUCCUCCACCUCACCCCCACCACCACCACCCCAUCCCUCUCUUCUCUAAUCUCAAAUUCGCUUCCCAAACCCUAAUCUCUUCUACUCUUUCCAGAACCAUGUCGUCAAUCGAUCAAUUCCUUAAAAACUUGAAGAAUACCCACAAAAAAACCACUCCAUUUCACUCCAAGUCCUCUCUCUUGUGCUCUGCGUCCUUGUCUCUGACUCGUCCCGACGACUCGGCCACUUCCGAGGCCGUGGUGGCUCAGCCCAAGGGCGGUGGGUACUCAGCGACUGGUCGACAUGAGGAGGAGAGAGUGUUGAUCAGUGAGGUCUUGGUGAGGAACAAGGAUGGCGAAGAGCUGGAGCGGAAGGACCUCGAGAACGAAGCUCUCGCAGCACUGAAGGCGAGCCGACCCAACUCGGCACUCACAGUUAGGGACGUCCAAGAGGAUGUUCAUAGGAUUAUAAGUAGUGGGUACUUCUGUUCUUGCAUGCCUGUCGCCAUUGAUACACGGGAUGGUAUUCGAUUGGUGUUUCAGGUAGAACCAAACCAAGAGUUCCAAGGGUUGGUGUGUGAAGGGGCUAAUGUUCUUCCGACAAAGUUUAUAGAGGAUUCUUUUCGUGAUGGAUAUGGAAAAGUGGUUAAUAUUAGGCGUUUAGAUGAAGUAAUAGAUUCCAUCAAUGGCUGGUACAUGGAGAGGGGUCUUUUUGGCUUGGUUUCUGGCGUUGAGAUUCUUUCUGGGGGUAUUAUUAGGUUACAAGUUUCUGAAGCUGAGGUCAACAAUAUAUCUAUACGUUUCCUUGAUCGUGGAAGACGUGAACCAACUGUAGGGAAGACAAAGCCUGAAACAAUACUUCGGCAACUUACUACUAAAAAGGGACAGGUCUACAGUAUGCUUCAAGGAAAAAGAGAUGUUGAUACUGUGUUAACAAUGGGUAUCAUGGAAGAUGUUAGUAUUGUUCCCCAGCCUGCUGGAGAUACUGGUAAGGUUGAUUUAACAAUGAAUGUUGUUGAACGUGUUAGUGGAGGCUUCUCUGCUGGUGGUGGGAUUUCAAGUGGGAUAACAAGUGGCCCUCUAUCAGGACUGAUUGGAAGCUUUGCAUAUUCUCAUAGAAACGUAUUUGGGAGAAACCAAAAGCUCAAUGUUUCAUUAGAGAGAGGGCAAAUUGACUCAAUAUUUCGAAUAAACUACACAGACCCAUGGAUUGAAGGUGAUGACAAGCGGACAUCAAGAUCAAUCAUGAUUCAGAAUUCAAGAACCCCUGGCACACUUGUUCAUGGAAAUCAGCCUGACAAUAGUAGCCUGACCAUAGGCCGGGUUACAGCUGGCAUUGAGUUCAGCCGACCAUUCAGGCCAAAGUGGAGUGGAACAGCAGGACUUAUUUUCCAGCAUGCUGGUGCUCGUGAUGAUAAAGGGAAUCCCAUUAUUAAGGACUUCUAUAGCAGCCCGCUUACUGCAAGCGGCAAUACGCAUGACGAUACAUUACUUGCUAAAUUUGAGUGUGUAUACACUGGUUCUGGUGACCCUGGAUCUUCAAUGUUUGUCUUCAACAUGGAGCAAGGACUUCCUGUAUUGCCAGAAUGGCUGUUUUUCAACAGAGUGAAUGCUCGUGCAAGGAAGGGUUUAGAUAUUGGUCCUGCUCGCUUUCUUUUGAGUUUAUCUGGUGGCCAUGUGGUUGGCAAUUUCUCCCCUCACGAGGCAUUUGCAAUUGGUGGGACAAACAGUGUGAGAGGUUAUGAAGAAGGUGCAGUAGGGUCAGGGCGGUCUUACGUGGUUGGCUCUGGAGAAAUUGCUUUCCCACUGUUGGGGCCAGUAGAAGGUGCUAUUUUUGCUGAUUAUGGAACUGAUCUUGGAUCAGGCCCGACUGUGCCUGGUGAUCCUGCUGGGGCAAGGUUAAAGCCUGGAAGUGGAUACGGGUAUGGGUGUGGGGUACGUGUGGACUCUCCUUUGGGGCCUCUGCGACUUGAAUAUGCCUUCGACGACAGGAAAGCAGGGAGGUUUCACUUCGGGGUUGGUCAUCGUAAUUGAAAGAGAGGUCUUUGCAUUACCAUAUCCACAGAUUUGCGUUGAUGCCAAAUGUUAUAAUAAUCAAUUUUGGUUUGUUUAGGUGUAUUGGUUUGGUUUCCCUGCCUGUGAUCAAUUUUUUCUUUGUACAAAAAUCAUUUUGGGCUGCUUUUAUGUGGGUCCAUAAAAGCAACAUAGCAUCUGUUAUGGUGAGAACUAGUUUACUUUUGGGGGCUCUAGGAACGCAAGAACAUCUUACUGUAAUCUUGUUAGAUUGAAAAAAGUACUGUGGUUGUUAUCAAGGCUAUUUUUUUUUUCUAGAGUGAUUGUUGUAACAAAA